AUGAGUUUUUAUCAACCAUCUUUGUCCCUUUACGACGUUCUAGAUGCAUUAACUAACAAGGCUGGCGCCAGAGGUGAUUAUGAAGAUAAUAUCUACGGUGGAAGACAACCUCAAAGAAGAGCUGCUAAUCAAGGGUAUGACAGAUACGACCCUUUUGCCGCUAGAAGACAGGGCUACGUUCCUGGCAGCUAUUACUAUUCAGUUCCAAACGCAUCCUACUACCAGCCAGUUUAUUACACAAAUGAAGAUGCUCAACCUCAGAGAAGACCCACGCAUUACCAUCCACACCGUACUGUUCGCAGGACCGGUGCUCCAACAACAGCUUCUAGAAGGGCUGUUGGACCAACAUCUGGUGAUGAUGUAGUUGGGGCUCUUUUGAGUGCUUUGGCCGGUGGUAAUUCCGACAUUUUCAGAGGGGAUGCUGAUGAAGAAAGUCAGAGACAAGCAACUGAUGAUGAACAAGAAAACGAUGAACAGGAGCAAGCCGCUGCUCUUGCGGCAGCCGAAGAAGCUCUUGCAAAUCAAUAUUCCGAGGAAGAAAAAGAACGUAAUGAUCAGCAAAUAGACGAGGAAACAGCAGAGCAAGGAGAAGACGCUUCUGACGAGUACAACGAAGAUUAUAACAUGCACAAUAAUGAGGAACAACAAAAGUUGAAUAAGACUACUUCCUCCGUUGACAGCGAAAAGGACGUAAACCAAAAGGAUAAACUAGCUUACGAGCCCAGCGGUUUCAGAUCUCCGGUUCCUGCACCUUUGCAAGUUUCAAACCCAGAAUUGAGACUUGAUCUACCAUUUUCUCCAGAAGUUAACGUUUAUGAUACUCCCGAACAGUACGUUGUUGUAUUGGCAUUACCUGGUGCGAACUCGAAGGAGUUUAAAAUUGAUUUCCAUCCUUCAUCGCACGAGUUACUGAUCAAAGGUGCUGUCGACAACAAGAUCGGGAUUGAUAAAAAGUACGUGAAGAUCUCAGAAUUGAAAUACGGUGAUUUUGAAAGAUCUGUCAAGUUCCCCGUUUUACCGAGAAUUAAAGAUGAAGAGAUUAAAGCAUCGUACUUUAACGGAUUGCUUCAAAUCAAAGUCCCAAAAAUUCCACAAGAUGCUAAUAAACCACAACCAAAGAAAAGAAUUAUAAUAGAAGAUGUACCAGAUGAAGAACUUGUGUUUGAGACUGCUCCUCGCAAUUUAUGA
Molecule: messenger RNA, 1188 nt
Organism: Kluyveromyces lactis
Lineage: Eukaryota; Fungi; Ascomycota; Saccharomycetes; Saccharomycetales; Saccharomycetaceae
Gene: HSP42
Product: heat shock protein HSP42
Exons: 1
Coding region: 1-1188 (395 amino acids)
Biological process (GO): response to heat; response to salt stress; protein folding
Source: RefSeq, a predicted model, not a curated record